AUGCGCCAAAUCCCGGCUUCAGGAUUGGGAUCAUCGGCGACACAAGUCCUAUCCCUGCCGGAGUGCUCCAGAUACGACGGUCAUAGGCGGGCCGCGCGGCAGUUGUCGCCCAACGGCAGACCCUCCCAGGGCCCGGGAGGCCCACCGCGGCGGGGAGUGAGGUCAUCCCGUGGAUGCUGCAGAAACGGCAGCUUGGGGUCGCUUCGGCACCGUCAGACCGAGGCUUCAUUCGGGGAGCGACUUGACGUCCAGAUCCAGGGCAAAGAGGACUUCGCUCCUCAACCGCGGUACAGAGAACCGACUGUCCGUGGCAUUUUCGCCGAACAGCCGAGCAAUCACACCUCGCAUCUACCACAUGAGCGCGUUCGGCACAAACGGCCGAUGGUUGUCGGAUCUGAACCUGGAAGGAGGCAAGAGGCUGCUUGGCGCGGGAAAACAGCGGAAACGAACUCGGGAGGUUACGCUAGCGCCGGGUUUUGUCCGCCCAGUGGAGCCAACGUCGUCACACUGCCUACCUCUACCUACCAGGUUCCAAGCUGGUUCGUCCCCAGGACCCUACGGCCCUACGAAAGCAAGCACAAGCGGUCGCCGAGUUCCGGGCAGCACCUCAUCCAGCGUGCAGUCAGCAAUUUCCAAGUGCUAACGCAAGGCGAGUCGGUUCUUUGGUCGAUAGGCGGUUUGAAUUUCUGGGUAAAAGCCGCCCUAACGUCGAUGCCGAGGCGAGUCUCAAUCAAGUUCAGUCCCGAUCUCAAGUGCCACAUUGCUGCGAGUCGCCGAUGGCGAUUCACGGCGCCACCAAAUCUCCCUCCCGCCAUCGGCCCCCACUCCGAAGGGCCACAGCAACUGAUCCCGCUGUCCUUCACGCCGGUUCCGAGUUUGGGACCUGACUCGUGGCGAGGGAGGCGGAUCAGCAUUGCCAAAGCCGCUCUCGGUCCAUCAGAGGAAGCGGCCCCGCCCCGGACGGGGCCCAGCCGGCGACCUCAAGGGGGAACACUGUGCCAAUUGUCACCUUGGGGCUUUCCCUUCCGCGAGAAGGUGACCUUGAGCCUCUCUGGCGGUACAGGAUUGGGACAUCGGGCGCUUUCUUUGGAAAACCGCCGCUUUCCUGCUACUCCCACGACCUGCCCUUGCGUCGGGUUGGACGGAGUCAUGCAGUGA
This is a messenger RNA of Thermothielavioides terrestris NRRL 8126, 1158 nucleotides long. RefSeq lists its product as uncharacterized. The transcript is spliced from 7 exons. NCBI's taxonomy places the organism in Eukaryota, Fungi, Ascomycota, Sordariomycetes, Sordariales, Chaetomiaceae. The record is from RefSeq and is a predicted model, not a curated record. The coding region runs from base 1 to 1158 and encodes 385 amino acids.